UCUUAUCUGUAUUUUAGGGCCAUAACAAUGUGCUGUCUGUCAUAGCGUCUUGUCACGCAGAGAGUCAGAAGAGACGAGUGACGUGUGCCUUUGUAGAUAAAACACAAUUUCCCAGGGUGCUUUGGUAAUGGAACAACAAAGAUGGCGGUACAGCCCAGUGCUAUUGUACGUGAUAUGAAUUGUGAAAUCUAUAGAUGAGUUAAAGGAGCGACGACCCGCACAGCACUGCAGAAAAAAUUACCACUGCGCUGCAACUACAUCACAUCUGUCUACGUCGGCAUUUUAACAGACAAAAUGCCUUCACCUAAAGCUAAAAACCCCGGUCGCAGCGGAGGAAGUCCGGUGCUGGGCAGCUCCAACGGCCGCUUCGACUUUAUGUCGCUGACGAAGCCGCUGAACCGGUCCUCGGCGCCUCACCUCCUUCAGCGGCAGGGUUCCGACCCGACUACCGCCCGCCUUCGAGCCUCGGAAAGCCCCACUCGCCGCAGGGGCUCCAGCUCCUCCACGGGAUCGGCAAGUGGCCAGGGGCUUUCGGAAGAGGACGGAAUACGGCUCAACCCCUCCUUCAUCCGCGUAGCCCUAAGCUCCCUGCUUGCCAUCGACCUGUGGCUGUCCAAGCGGCUGGGGGUGUGUGCCUGUGAGGACUCGUCUUGGGGCAGUGUACGCCCCUUGAUGAAACUGUUGGAGAUAUCGGGGCAUGGCAUCCCCUGGCUGGCCUGCACCGCCUACUGCCUGUACAAGAGUGACAGUGCUGCCGGACAGGAAGUCAUGCUCAACCUUCUCAUGGGCCUGCUGUUGGACCUGGUCCUGGUUACCAUUGUUAAGGCAGUCGUUCGUCGGCGUCGGCCAGCACACAACCGUAUGGACAUGUUUGCCACCUUUUCUGUGGACCGCUACUCCUUUCCUUCGGGUCACGCCACCCGUGCUGCCAUGUGUGGACGGUUCCUGCUGGCCCACCUUGUGCUGGCUGCACCGCUGAGGGUCCUCGUCCUGCUGUGGGCUGGCCUGGUGGGCCUAAGCCGAGUGCUGCUGGGCAGGCACAACGUGACUGAUGUGAUGUUUGGGUUCUGGAUGGGCUAUUGUCAGUAUAACCUAGUGGAAAUGCUGUGGCUCUCACCUCAGACUCUACAAGGGCUGCUGGGACAGUUAGCUUAAUUUUAAGGACUGAUGAAGAAGGAUACAUGGUGGUUCAAAUCUUUACUGUAAGAGUACUUGAACACCUUCAGUUUACACUUUGAUUAGAGAAGUGAGUUCUGUCAAAUACAGUGUUGUUCUGCUGUUAUCUUACAUUUAAGUUCAAAAGCCCACUUUCAGCACUCAGUCUAAGGUUGCAAUGAAUGGCCUGCCUGCAAUAAGUAGGACUUUUAAUCAGAAAAGGCAAUGAGAUACAGAAUUGUCCAGAUUGUCUCCUGCUGCGACGCCACUCCCCUCACUGGCCUGACUUAAGUACAACAUGAACACAAAAUGAACUCAGUAAGAACCUUUUUAAGUUUUAACAGUUGCUUUGUACCCCUGAAGUGAUUUAAUCUGUAUGCCAAAAGUAUACUUUUGGUGUUAAAAGUCUGAGCUUUCCACUUGAGGCUUGAUUUGGAUAUUGCCUCUAACUUUACAUCGCAGAAGAGAGGUUAAAUAAUUCAUGUGAAUCAUUUCCUUUGGAAAAAAACACAUUUUUUUUCUACAAAGCUUUAAUCAAUUAAUGCAUCAGGAACAAUUUCUUUUUGUUUUGUUCUGCUAAUCAUAGCCUGAUGAAAUUCCUUGUUUAGCGUAUAAAAGUGUCCUGUAGCAACUGCAGUUAACUAAGUGCCCACACAUAUAAACCUAUUUGGUUCACAGAUAUUUCACAGACAGUGUGUCCCUCAUGUUAUUGCUCUCAUUUGAGACCAGAGCUGACAGCCGCAUAUUACUCACCUGUCUUCACCUGUCAUCUUUCUUUUGGACCAUUUCUAGGAACUGGUCUGGAUUUUAGUCAUAGGCAUUCUCCACUCAGCAGCUCCUCUUCACCUCCAGCUUGCCCCACUGCCACACAGUUAACAGAAUCUUUAUCUCCUCCUCACUUGACUACAUCUGAUAGGAUUAGACAUGCAACAUCCAAACCAUCAGAAACAUGGAUUUCAUUUGACCACAUCAUUUGUAUUUCUUUGACAGUAUCAUUGUUUCAUUUAUAGUCAACCAGAUCAUAUUGCAUAUUCCUUAUUACUAAUUAACUGUGAUGGAUCACAUAGACUUAAUCUUAUUCUUAUCAGGUUACACACAUAAACACAAAUCACUUAGGCUAAAUGUUAUCAUGAAGUAUAUACACUAGUUGUAGUAUUAGUGUACUGUACAGUAUGUUAAUAUAUCUGUCAAUAACCACAGUUUGGUCCAAUUAAUGACAAAAGAGUCACAGAUUUUAUGGUUACUGAUUUAAAGUAACAAGAGUUGAAGUAUAUGAUCAGCUGUGGUUUUAUUGACUGGUUCAUAGCCCGUAGUUUGGCAACAGAAUCACAUCAGUGAUAUUUUAGAAGCUUUUGACUUAUUCACAACAUUGUGGGAGAAUUUCUUUUCCAUCUCUAUGUUUACUAACCCUCAUUGACAUGACAUGCCAUUAAACCUGAGCUGGGACUGUGAAUUUUCAGUCAAGAUCUCGCUGAUUUCAUGAAACUCACAUUAUUCCAGCUUUUUAUGAGUUCCUGGGCUUUGUGCUACUAGCCUGAACACCUAUGAAACAAGGUGUAGCCGAGGUUUACGUACAGUUCAGGGAAGGUGAAGUUCAUACUUGAUCACUUGCUCAGACUAAUAAUAGAAGUUGCAGUGAUGAGCACAUUUACUGAAUUGUAAAAAAAUACCAUUUAUUCAGAUUAACAAUCAUAACCUGAUAGUAGAAAUCACAGAAUGCACCUGAUUUAAAAGCUUGGUUUUUUACCUGACAGCUUGCUGUGAAAACACCCUGUCAAUAAUUGUGUGGUGAUAAUUCUAGUCUCAGACAAAACUACAAUAAGUUUAUUCAUUAGCAGAAACUGAAAAUGAAUUGCAACACAGUUGUGUUGUAAGUCGAAGAUUCACAAGGGCAAUAGUCUUCCAGGUCUUCCCACAGUUCAUCCCUCUUUGCAGGUCUUGGUGUGUGUUUGUAUGUCUGGGGGUUAAUCCUAACUCAUGCUGACCAUCUCAUUUUGUCUGGUCGUGAGGGUGUAUUUCUAUUACUCAGAGGAGAUUGAUGAUUAAUCCGUAUCUUUGUACUGACCCAGUGAUUUGGGCAAGACAGCUACUGAUUAGUAAGCUAGGCUGAGAUUAAUAUUGAACUCUAAAUGACGUCAGUGGUCUAGAUGUUGUAACACAUUUGGUGUUUGGCAUGGCAAGUGCUGUCUCGGAGACUCAUACAUAAGCCAUUGGAGCACAAGGUUGUCUUUGAUUUGUGCCCUGACAAGUGUUGGCUGUCCUGCACCCCUACCGCAUCUCACAAGCUCUCAAUAAGACAUUUUUUAGGCGGAUUUGAGCAAUAAUUAUUGGUUUCAGUAUUUGCAACUAACUAUAAAAUCAGAGUAUGAGCGUGCAUACACACUGUCAGCCUUUUUUGUUUUGUUCAGCUCAAGCUAAAUACAAACUAAAGAGCAUUUUUGUAUUUAAAUCCUGUUUUUUAAUCAUCACAUACUUCUCAGAAAAUGCAACUGUUGAGCAGAACUUAUCAUAUUUUUUCACCUCAUGCACACUAUUAACCUUUCUGAGCAACUUUUACUGCUGUGUUGGUGUGUAGGAGUUACACAACAACAGGUUCUGUCUCACUCACUUUACACACACACACACACAUCUUGGCACUGCCAGAAAAAAAAAAACAAAUUUUUAAUCUACGUGUGCAAGUUUCAUUCUUGUUGGCUUGUUUUUUUUAUUUGUCUAUUGAAGUGUAAAUCUAUAAUUUAUCCACUUUAAGCAUUAUUUUUGACAGAAAGAAUGUUUAAUUUUUGUGUCUUUGCAGUUUUUACCAAUAUCGUGCAUUUGACUGUGAACCACUGGACGUGGCUUGGUAUGAACCAACAAAAAACUGUUUCCUGGUAGGCUGCUGCCAGAAUGGAGACUUGUUGUGCACUCUUCCUGCAAUAUUCGUUCUUCCUAGCGUGAGUGAAAAGAUGACCAGCAAGUGAGGUGGUAGCUUCUAGCUUUUUUUAUUUUAUAUGCUGGACAGUGAACUCUGUGACCAAAUGAUUUUUAUGUUUGGUUUUUGUGCUGUUUUACAUGUUAAUAUUGAGAUCAAGCAGAAGCCUAAGAAAAAGCUAUAUGUGACAAUGAUUACAGAAUAGAUUUUGCACAUGCCAUGUGUCACCUGUUUACUUGCAGGUUGAGAGCCUCCACCAUAAAGAAAAAUGCAUUUUGUUUGUUCCGCUCUCAAAGACUGUCAUCACAUCUGUUCUUGCACUCUGUUGAACAUUAAGCCAGCUCCAGUUUGUUUCACUGUGCUCCAUUUUGCCUGCUAAAUGCUAUAAAUUAUAUAGUGUGUUUGCUGUAUAGACCUUGUUCUUGAUGUGUAUACAUAUGCCUGUAUGUGAUUACACUGUGUCAUGUUCAGCAGAUUUGAAUGUGCUGUUCUACAUUUCCUGAGGUUAUUCUUGAAUGAUUUGAGUGUAAUGAUUUUUAAUUAAAUGGGGAACAAAUCUAAA
Messenger RNA from Scatophagus argus, 4628 nucleotides. RefSeq names its product phospholipid phosphatase 6 (gene plpp6). Bases 295 to 1155 code for a protein of 286 amino acids. The record is from RefSeq and is a predicted model, not a curated record. Lineage: Eukaryota; Metazoa; Chordata; Actinopteri; Scatophagidae. The transcript has 2 exons. Gene Ontology annotation, molecular function: sphingosine-1-phosphate phosphatase activity.